Ochotona curzoniae (black-lipped pika) is the source of this 572-nucleotide messenger RNA. It is a transcript of the gene PSMG3, whose product is annotated as proteasome assembly chaperone 3. The transcript is spliced from 2 exons. The coding region runs from base 80 to 448 and encodes 122 amino acids. Gene Ontology annotation, biological process: proteasome assembly. NCBI's taxonomy places the organism in Eukaryota, Metazoa, Chordata, Mammalia, Lagomorpha, Ochotonidae. The record is from RefSeq and is a predicted model, not a curated record.
AGGCGGGCGGAAGGUUCCGGGCGGCGGGUCCAGCGCGGCGGCGUCCACUUCGGAGUCCGUCCCGCGGAAGGCACCGGCCAUGGAGGACACGCCGCUUGUGGUGUCCAAGCAGAAGACGGAAGUGGUGUGCGGGGUCCCCACGCAGGUGGUGUGCACGGCCUUCGGCAGCCACAUCCUGGUACUGGUGACCCAGCUGGGCAAGAUGGGCACCGUGGUCAGCCUGGAGCCCAGCCGGGUGGCCGGCGACGUCAGCAGGCCGGAGCUCACCACGCGGGUCCUUCUGGGGCCGGACGAGCCUCUCGUCCAUGUCUUUGCCAAGAACCUGGUGGCGUUCGUGUCGCAGGAAGCCGGGAACAGGGCCGUCCUGCUGGCCGUGGCCGUGAAGGACAGGAGCCUGGAGGGGCUGCGGGCCCUGAAGGAGGUGAUCCGGCUGUGCCGGGUGUGGUGACCGACGGGAGCCCUGCUCGGGUUGCCAGCGACGUCGCGGGACCAAGAAGGGCCUGGUCUGUGUGACCGCGGGCAUCUGGGCUGGCAGUGGACUUGGCCUGACCAGCGCCCCCGCUGCCCCAACA